AUUUGAUCAAUUUCUAAAGAAAACCCCUUCCUCUACUAGUCCUCCUCCUAUAUAUACAAAAUCUUAAGAAAUCUCUCUACUUGUUUCCUCUGUUAUCAUAAUCUCUUCUCUCUAUAUCUCUUCUCUUCUUCUUUUACCCUGUUUUUUUUUUCAUUCCACAGAGCCCAGGUUGAUUGAUUUUGUUAUUCAGAGAUAUGGGGAGAGGAAGGAUUGAGAUUAAGAAGAUUGAGAAUAUCAACAGUCGUCAAGUCACUUUCUCUAAGAGACGAAACGGUUUGAUCAAGAAGGCUAAAGAGCUUUCGAUUCUCUGUGACGCCGAGGUUGCUCUUAUCAUCUUCUCCAGCACCGGCAAGAUUUACGAUUUCUCCAGCGUCUGGUAUAUUAGUUAUCAUCUCAUGAUUUUGCUUCUUUUUUUUUGCUUUGGGGAAAUAAAAAGUUUUGCAUUUUUAUGGGUUUUUGUGUCUAAAGUAAAUGAAAACAGAGCAACCCCUGUUUAUCUAUAUCCUAAUCUGGCUAAAUCUUUAGGUUGAUGAUGAAAUAAUUUUGAUGGGUUAUGAUUUUAAGGUUUGGAGAAUUGAGAUUACGAUUUUUGCUAUCGGAUUAGUUUGUGUGUUUUAUAAACCCUAACUGUUGAUGAAACUACAAUUUGGUCACUAUCUUUGGUAUCAGAAUUUGGGAGAUGCAUUUGUCUAUGUAUAUAUCAGUUGUUAGAAUCUCAACUCCAGAAUUCUGAAAGAUCGUUAAUUUCUAAGAUUAUUAGACCAUAGAAGUGUUUAUCUUAUCUUUAUGAAGAAAUUUGAGAAUGCAGAAGUUUAGAUUCAUGAUUUUUUCCUGUAAUGAUCAAUCAAACCAAUUACGGGGUUUUACUAACGGAGAGUUUUGUUCAAUUUGUGAAGUAUGGAGCAAAUUCUUUCUAGAUAUGGAUACACUACUGCGUCCACUGAGCAUAAACAACAAAGAGAACACCAACUUCUAAUUUGUGCUUCACAUGGAAAUGAAGCUGUGUUGCGAAAUGAUGAUUCUAUGAAGGGGGAACUUGAAAGAUUACAGCUUGCAAUUGAGAGACUUAAGGGUAAGGAGCUUGAAGGUAUGAGUUUCCCGGAUCUUAUUUCUCUUGAAAACCAGUUGAACGAGAGCUUGCAUAGUGUCAAGGAUCAAAAGACACAAAUCCUGCUCAACCAGAUUGAGAGAUCCAGGAUACAGGAGAAAAAAGCAUUGGAAGAAAACCAAAUCUUGCGCAAACAGGUUGAGAUGUUGGGGAGAGGUUCAGGACCAAAAGUGUUGAAUGAAAGGCCUCAAGAUUCUAGCCCAGAAGCCGAUCCCGAGAGCUCUUCAUCAGAAGAGGAUGAGAAUGACAACGAGGAGCACCAUUCCGACACUUCCUUGCAGUUGGGGUUGUCGUCGACGGGGUAUUGCACAAAGAGAAAGAAGCCGAAGAUCGAACUGGUCUGCGAUAACUCUGGGAGUCAAGUGGCUUCUGAUUGAUGGAAUCGAUUAUUUUUCUAAUUCUGGUUGUUUAGGGGUCUCUAUGUGUCUUCUUGUUUCUGGCUGUUCUUUUGCUUUAUUUCAUCUCAAGUAGAGUUUUCUUAAUGUUUAGGUGGAACAUUUUUCCAUAAUCAAGAAGGGAUUUGAUCAAUCAAUAACAUUAGAUUUUCUU
This is a messenger RNA of Arabidopsis thaliana (thale cress), 1657 nucleotides long. RefSeq names its product AGAMOUS-like 18 (gene AGL18). Gene Ontology annotation, cellular component: nucleus. NCBI's taxonomy places the organism in Eukaryota, Viridiplantae, Streptophyta, Magnoliopsida, Brassicales, Brassicaceae. The record is from RefSeq and is marked reviewed. Gene Ontology annotation, biological process: positive regulation of transcription by RNA polymerase II; regulation of DNA-templated transcription. The transcript is spliced from 7 exons. Gene Ontology annotation, molecular function: DNA-binding transcription factor activity; protein dimerization activity; RNA polymerase II transcription regulatory region sequence-specific DNA binding. The coding region runs from base 898 to 1485 and encodes 195 amino acids.